This is a messenger RNA of Astyanax mexicanus (Mexican tetra), 2629 nucleotides long. Its product is annotated as zinc finger protein OZF-like. The coding region runs from base 378 to 1520 and encodes 380 amino acids. NCBI's taxonomy places the organism in Eukaryota, Metazoa, Chordata, Actinopteri, Characiformes, Acestrorhamphidae. Gene Ontology annotation, cellular component: nucleus. The record is from RefSeq and is a predicted model, not a curated record. The transcript has 2 exons.
AUUGAGGAUAGUAAAACUAUCAGGAUUGUUUGAGAGAAUAUUGUUGUUUUUCUUCUGUCCUCUUGAGUCCGGUGCUUCAUAUUUUUAUCCAGCAAGUGGCAGUAAUUCACAAAUUAUUAGAUUGCUGGCAGCUAGAACCCUAAAAGAAGAAUAAUAAGAAGACUGCUGCUCCCUGGAUAAACAUAACCAGCAGAAUUGUAGAAGAAAUUAAGACACUCCAAUUCUCCUCUUCUGAUCAGCUUUCCAACUUGGCUGAAGUUUGUCUCCAAAAACCAAGAGAUUCCACAAAAAUCAGUGUUCAGCUGCUUCAACAGGUUAAGCCCAAGGCACUCAGAAAAAUCUCCAGUACGUGCAAACGUUGUUGGAUACAUCCAACAAUGAAGCCAGGUCUAGUCGGGGAGGAAUCUCACCACUGUUCAGAGUGUGGAAAGAGUUUUACUACACAGCAUGAUCUCAACACACACCAGCACAUUCACACUAGAGAAAAACCAUUUCACUGCUCUGAGUGUGGAAAGAGUUUUAUUACACAGCCUAAUCUCAUCAAACACCAGCGCAUUCACACAGGAGAGAAACCGUAUCACUGCUCAGACUGUGGGAAAUGUUUUAAUCAUCAGACUAAUCUCAAACACCACCAGCGCAUUCACACAGGAGAAAAACCCUAUCACUGCACAGACUGUGGGAAGUGUUUUGUUACACAAAGUCAUCUCAUCACACACCAGCGCAUUCACACUGGAGAAAAACCCUAUCACUGCUCAGACUGUGGGAAGAAUUUUAUUACACGUACUCGUCUCAACACACACCGGCGCAUUCACACAGGAGAAAAACUGCAUCAGUGCUCAGAGUGCGGGAAGAAUUUUAAUGAUCUAGGAAAUCUACGACGACACCAGCACAUUCACACUGGAGAGAAACCAUAUCACUGCUUAGACUGUGGGAAGGGUUUUAUUACACAUACUCUUCUUAACAUACACCUACUCAAUCACGCAGGAGAAAAACCAUAUCAAUGUUCAGAGUGUGGGAAGAGUUUUACUCAACAGUGUAGUCUUAAAGACCACCAGCGCAUUCACACUGGAGAGAGACCAUAUCAAUGCUCAGACUGUGGAAAAAGUUUCAUUACACGUACUCAUCUCAACAAACACCAGCGUAUUCACACCGGAGAGAAACCGUAUCACUGCUCAGACUGUGGGAAGAGUUUUACAACACGGACUCAUCUCAACAAACACCAGCAGCGCAUUCACACAGGAGAUGAAUUGUAUUACUGUCCAAACUGUGGGAAGAAUUUUAAUAAUCUAGGAAGUCUACAACAACAUCAGAACAUUCACACUGAAGAGAACCCGUAUCAAAGCCCAAACUGCGGGACGAGUUUUAAUCUAAUGAAUUCUGUAAUCACACACCAGCUCAUUUACAUAGAAAAGGAAGAGCAUCACGAUUCAGAAGGUGAGACUAGCUCUAGGCAUUUAGAUUCAUCAGAUAACUCUGCUUCAAACAUCCCAGACCUCAAUACAGAUAUAAAAGUAGAGUGAAGGGGCAACUGAAGACAAAACACUACUCUUCCAUUUAGCUGUAUCACUGUGAUACAGUGCCGUGGAGACUGAUGUUCUACGAAAAGCCGUUAUUGGGACACUUUUGCUGUUUUGGAAAAAACUGAGAAACAAGUGAGAUUGGUCAGAAGAGCAUGUAUGAACUAUAGAAUAUAAAGCUAUCUGAUGUACUGGUAACCCCUCCCCAGGAUGGAAGCAUUUGAAAAGGUAUUUAGGUGUGAUUUGCUUUGCAGCAUGAAUCCAUUAUUAAACGCUGCUGCCACAUUCUGAUAGAUUCUGUUAAUUUAAUUUCUAUGUAGUUAUCAGUAUAAAGAUCUAAUCAUAAAAGUAUGAAUAUCUGUGUAUCUGUACAUUUUCGUAUUUAUAUUUUUCAUUUACACAUAUUUAGAUAAAUUAAUCAUUGGUUGGAUCAACUUUUUUUCAGUUUGGCAGAAGGGUACCUAAGGAUGCUCUCAACCUGUCACUUUGCUUUUAGUUCUCUCUCACUCUACACUACAAAAAAUAUAUAUUUAUACAAUGAAAUAAUCUAAUUUCAAGGCAAUAAAUCUUUUUUUCUUUGAUUAGAAUUCUUGUCCAAUAUUGUUUUACUUAUUGUAGGAAUAAUUUAUAUUAUUUAUAAUAAUUGUGGAGUAAUUUACCUUACUAUAACUAAUUUUAACUCAAAACCUUUGCUUAAUGCAAGUCUUACUUUUUGACUUUGUGAUUGCUUACUUAAAAAAAAUAUUACUAAUAAUAAUUGCUUACCCCAUUGGCAGUUUGAUUGUUGCUUUUACGUCUCAAUUUAAAUGCAUUCUCUCUGUCUCUUACUCCCUCUGUAAUUCUCUUUAUCUGUUGUUUUAUUGUCUGUAAUUCUCUUUCGCUCUCUAGGUUGUAAAUGUGUUAACCUAUGCAUUUAUUUUUUGUUCUUAAUUGUUUCCUUAUGCUUUCCUUGUAUGUGUCUGUAAUGUUUGUUUUUAAGUACAUUUUAAUGACAAUGAUAAUUUCUUCAUGUGUUUGUAUGACAAGACAAAUAUAGAAUUAAGAUUAUGCAUAUUGUAAAUUGUAAAGUUGUAACUGAUAACUGUGUAAAUAAAAUGUUAAAUGAUAUUGAA